CCAAUAUUCUUAUCCUCAAAACCAACAUUCCCACAACAAACAACCAAAUCCAAAUAAAGAAACACAACUUAUUAGUUCUAAUAAUCAAAUGGCAAUAACCAAGUUUGUGAUACUAGCUGCCGUGAUGGCAGCCUUGGUGGUAAUGACUCAUGCCACCAUCAUAACCACCGAAGUCGAGAUUGAAGACGAGUUUGAGCAAGGGAGGGGGUCAUCUAGCCAGUGUCGCCGCCAGCUAAGGUCGCAGUGGCCGAACCACUGCGAGCAGUACAUGAUGCAAGGGAUGAGGAGGUACAUGGGUCGUGAUGAGGAGGAUGAUAACCAAGGAAGGGAGCAAUACUUAGAGAAGUGUUGUGAUGAGUUGAAGAUGAUGAGGCCACAAUGUCAAUGUGAAGCCAUGAAGAUGAUGGUGGAAGAUAAAGGGAUGAUGCAUCAACAAAGAAUGAUGGAAAAAGCCAUGAAUAUUCCUAGGAUGUGUGGUACCAUGCAACGCAAGUGCCGCAUGUCUAAAAUGGAGUAAGACGUACUAGCUACAUCAUGAUGUGCAUGCAUGCAUGUAUGCAUGCUAAGGGAUGGUCAUCAUCAUCAUCAUCAUCAUCAUGUAUGGUGGAUGGUUAUGAUCAUUGUCUUUUAAACGUCUUAGUUAAUUAGUUAAGUCUAAUUUGCUUAAGAGAGUGUUAUAAGGGAUAGUUUUAGGGUACAUCAUCGUGUACCUUGAUGUUUUAUUUUGGGCUUUGUUGUUCUUGUUUUUGGUUGUUUCCUUUGAGCUAUGCACAAUAAAUAAAAGUUAAUUAGCUCGUUCAGUGAUAUCUCGUA
This is a messenger RNA of Chenopodium quinoa (quinoa), 813 nucleotides long. Its product is annotated as 2S albumin-like. The transcript has a single exon. Lineage: Eukaryota; Viridiplantae; Streptophyta; Magnoliopsida; Caryophyllales; Amaranthaceae. The record is from RefSeq and is a predicted model, not a curated record. Gene Ontology annotation, molecular function: nutrient reservoir activity. The coding region runs from base 89 to 517 and encodes 142 amino acids.